AUGAAGAUCCGUAGAGAACCUUUCUUCACUAAAGUCUUAUCCUUCUUUUCUUUCACAGAUCGUAACCAAAAAUUACUUCUUCUCUUUCUGAAAUACACAUAUGAGAUAAUAUUUUCCUGUGUUUUGCUGAAGUUUUUGGCACUUAGCUUUCUCAUCAUUGUAGCCAUUUUCUUAAGCUCUAUCAAACUUUCAAAUGAUACUGAAGAUUCUGAUCAGUAUCAUUCCUUACCGUUUCUCUCUAUACUAGAAUUAGACUCAUUAUCAUACAAAGUUGGUGAUAACAUAUUAGAUGAAACUAAUUAUAGUUUCGCUAAUAAUGCUGAUGAAAUCUAUAGUAUGAGGGAUAUUAUUGUGGCCGAAGAUAACCAAGAGUUCAUCCCUCGAGUAGUUCAUCUUGAAUUAAUAGAGAGUGCCACAGGGAGACAUGAUGAUUACAAAGAUUCCAUACCAGGUUUUGCUCACGUAAAACUGAUUGAGGGUGCCAUUAGGAGCGAUGAAGAGAUUGUAGAGUUUCAUAGGGAUGAUGGUUAUGACGAGGAUAACGAUGAUGAAGGUGACAAAGAUGAUGUUGAUAAUUGUACUUCAGAUGAUAGUAACGACGUUGAUGAUCUAAAAAUUAGAAUAGAAGAAUUUAUAGCCAAGAACAUUAAGAAAUGGAAGGAGGAGAUGCUAGUUGACAAUAUUCGAUACUUGGAAUACUAG
Molecule: messenger RNA, 702 nt
Organism: Lactuca virosa
Lineage: Eukaryota; Viridiplantae; Streptophyta; Magnoliopsida; Asterales; Asteraceae
Source: the annotation of a GenBank genome assembly